AUGCCCGUUCGCCUAUCCAUCCAGCGCCCCUCGCCAACAACGGCCCUCUUCACCGCCUCCAAUGCCUCCGUACGGUCCACAAUCACCUCAAAAGCCCUCUUCUUCAUCGAGAUUGUACUUCGCAUCCUCCUUUUCGCAGUCGUACUGCUCCUCAACGGUGCUUUAAUUCGCGAUUACAUAUUAACUCUCGAUGAUGGAAUCAUACACUGGGACGCCGUGUGGUCGAGUGCCAUUGGAGCGCUCGCUUGUCGCAUGGCGGAUUGGCAGGGUUGGCAGUUUACCUGUCCGGUGAGUGCGGUGCUGGUGUAUAUCAUUUUUCGAAGGGGGUAUACCGAGGAAUCGUUACUGGUCAUACGGGGGCUGGGAGUUCAAACCUCCACAUCCUCCGCUACUUACCUCUCAAAAGCCUCAACUCGAUUUAUUCCUACCACACAAAUACAAGAUAUUGUAAUCCAUGAAGCCUUCAAGGGCUUCGAAGUGAAGUUCUAUCUCGCUAUCAUUGUGGAAGGGGAGUCAAACGUAGUUGUGGUAUUCCCGAAUCUAUUGCCCCGACGAUCUAUUCUUGAAGCUGUGUGGAAAGGAGCUAGAAAAUGCCUUUACGACCUAAACUAAUGCCUGUCUCGUACAGUCAUUGUACAUUUUCUUCUACUGUUUGGUCGAACAUGGUGACUUAAGCUUGAUAGUCGCAUGCCAAUGAAAAGGAGAUUUAUUAGUGAUGUUGGAAUAGUGUGUGAGCGGACGCUAUGAUACGGUCUCGUUGUUUGAGAUGCACCAUUCUUCGCACUAUGCAGUAGGUUUCUUCCCUGGUCUUUUCGUGUAUCUUGCAUUUAUCACCUCCACCGGGUCCAAUCUACGCCUCUGCAUCAAGGGUUGCGAGUAGAAUCGUUGAACCCACCUCGAGUCAGAGCGCUUCUAUCUCCUUGGCUCACCGCAAGAUCGAGAAGUUCACCGGCCAAUAUCUCGUCUAUCUUCCGCUGUCGCCACACACGCCAGAGGGAAUCAACCGUACUCCCUAGGCCAAAUUUGUUGUUAUCUCCCUUGCCAACUUUCGAUGUCCGUGAAUCACCCGCGUAGACCCAAUCCAUUGCGUCUUCCCUGCUUCCACUGCUUUCAUCAGGGAAUAUGCAAUCCCAGAGAACCAGCGGUGUGUCAGAGGCGAUCUCGUAUGUUGGCCUUCGGGGAUGUUUCUCCACAUCUAAUAGCUCCGGUAUGAUCGAUGGGGCCUCGAGUCCCUGACCAACCAAGAAAAGUAUCGCGGCUAGAUGUCGGACCUGGUGCCAGAGGAAAGCAGAUCCAUGAAUCGUAAUGGAGUAUACUUUAAGAUUGGAUGACGGGUCAUCUAUCGACCCAUUUGCAGCUGCUUUGUCAUUUUCGGUAUCGAAGGUGGUGAAUUCAUGUUGCCUCAAAUAUGACAAGGGUUUGGUUUUGGGAUCGAGCAGCUCGAUAUCGGCAUGAUAAAUAUGACGCACGUGGUUCGUUAUCUGUUUGCUCGGAUCAACUUUGCAGAAAUUUCGAAAGUCGUGGGAUCCGAUAAGAUAUUUCGCCCCCUCACGCAUUGCUUCGAUAUCCAACCAUCCCUCUCUAAAUUGCUCAUUGUGUGGGGCGCCGCUACCCUCCCACAGGCAAUUCUCCUCACGCCCACGUUUUAGGAAGCCCAAUGGACCGGGCGUUGGAGAGAACGCUGGCUGCGUAAAAAAAUAGCGAUACCGGCGCUCACGGCAGGAGAAUCUGGCAUCAAAAUCCGGCGGGGGGUUCGGACACCAUGCUAGCACGCGAAUAUCCUCCGGUAAUACUCUGUUCAAAAUAGUUAUAUAAGGCAACUCAUCAGCAAUGUCAUCCCAGCUAUCUUCGGUCUCAGAGUUCUCUGAACCAGAAAGCGAGAGCCCACCGAGAAGAUUUUCCACUCCGCUAUUGUAGGCAUCAGUAGAAGUAGUAGUGGAAGGCUCCGCACUAGAUACUAUAUUGCCAGCACCAUUGCCAUUACCAGUACUCUUCGCAGCUUUUUUAUGGGGCCGCGCACUCCUUACCCUUAUCCCAACAACCUGACCGAACGCACUAACCCCUCUAUCCGUCCUCCCACAUUUCGAAUACUGACAGCCUGUCCAAUCAAUUUUGUACGAUCGCUCUUCCCUCCCCUGACUCUCCCCGUCUCCAACCACCCCUUC
Histoplasma capsulatum G186AR is the source of this 2165-nucleotide messenger RNA. RefSeq lists its product as uncharacterized. Bases 1 to 612 code for a protein of 203 amino acids. The record is from RefSeq and is a predicted model, not a curated record. The transcript is spliced from 4 exons. Gene Ontology annotation, cellular component: glycosylphosphatidylinositol-N-acetylglucosaminyltransferase (GPI-GnT) complex. Gene Ontology annotation, biological process: GPI anchor biosynthetic process. NCBI's taxonomy places the organism in Eukaryota, Fungi, Ascomycota, Eurotiomycetes, Onygenales, Ajellomycetaceae.